GCGGCGGGCGACGCAGCUUCACGUACCGAAAAAAAAUGCCGCGGUUCGGGUCGGCAGGUUGCUAAUGUCUCCGGGCUGUCUUACAGUGGACCCUUACAUUUUUUUUAAACACGUGCAAAAUUCAGUAAAAACUGAACUUCUUAUCUCUUCGGUUGUCAGGUACAGCAGCGACAAAAAACGUCUUAUCGAACCAUUAAAAUCACUACGAGGACCAGCAAGACUGCUGCUUUACACGAGUUAGCAAGUCGUACAGAAAAUUAAGCGUCUAAAUUUAUUUUUGCUGAACUGGGGGAGCAAAACAUGACAACUCUAACGAGGCAAGAUCUCAAUUUUGGGCAAGUGGUUGCUGACAUUCUGUGUGAAUUCCUGGAGGUCGCUAUUCAUCUCAUCCUGUAUGUCCGUGAGGUUUAUCCCUCUGGGAUAUUUCAGAAGCGAAAGAAGUACAACGUACCUGUGCAGAUGUCAUGUCACCCAGAGCUGAAUCAGUAUAUCCAAGAUACACUACACUGUAUAAAGCCACUCAUUGAGAAGAACGAUGCAGAGAAGGUGGUUGUGGUCAUCAUGGACAAAGAGCAUCAUCCAGUAGAGAGAUUUGUUUUUGAGAUUUCCCAGCCACCCUUGCUCUCUAUCAGCUCAGACACGUUGCUGUCACAUGUGGAGCAGCUGCUGAGGGCGUUCAUCCUGAAGAUCAGCGUGUGUGAUGCUGUUUUAAAUAGUAAUCCACCAGGGUGUUCGUUUACAGUACUAGUACAUACCAGAGAUGCUGCUACUCGCAAUAUGGAGAAGGUUCAAGUAAUCAAGGAUUUUCCAUGGAUAGUCGCUGAUGAGCAAGAAGUCCACAUGCAGGAGCCUAGACUCAUUCCACUAAAGACUAUGACUUCUGAUAUAGUAAAGAUGCAGCUGUAUGUGGAAGAGAGAGCCCAGAAAACAUAGAUGCUUUCUUAGCAGAAGCCAUGCUGCAGGAGAUCAUCUGUGACACCAGGGAAUCCCAGGCAGAAUCUUCAACACAGCCUAUCAGUGCUGAAUUGAUGAGUUGUUGGGGAACACAUGGGGAGAGAGUGAUGUUCCCUGUGAAAUGUAUUUUUAUGAGGUCCAUUAACUUUGCUUCUGGCGGCGUUAAAGGUUGGACUCGCACACUGGGUUGAUAGAAGUCCUCUAUCAUCAGCAUGGGCCAUUUUCUCAUUCCACAUAAAUACGUGAUUAUGGUUCUGUUUGUGAAAUCCUGGGCCGUUGGUUAAAAUUUAUAUAUUUUUUUAUUUAUUUCCCAUUAUGUGCCAGGAAAGUCUUUCAGCUCUUUAUCACACUCCACUGCUAAAUAUCAUCCUAUUUGCUGAUAGCAGUCAACAAGUCUGAUAUUGUCAUGAAUGUGGUCAGUAUAGCUGUGCAUCCUUGCUGAUACGUAAUGUGUUUUGUUGUUUUUUGAAUGGAGAUUUUUAGGGUAACCGGAUUGAAAUGUCCUUGUAACUCUAUGAAAUUCAAAGGAAAUCAGGAAACCAGUGUAAUGUGUACCAUUAACACCAGUCUGUAAACUGAGAUAACAGUUUUAUUGUUAGUGCAAAAAUAUUACUCUGUUUCUUUGUAGGCAGACUUAUUUGCUGAAACUCCCACAGAGAGUCUGUCCUUAUAACUCCACAUGGAGGUCAUCUGUCAGUCUGUCUCACUCUGUUUAUUGUACGGUGUCUUAACUCUCUGUAAUGUCCUGCCGAGCAGUUUCUUGCAUGGUGUUACAGCAGCAUCUGUCAGGAAAGCCUUCCUGGAGUUUCUGUGAAGUUAAAGGAUUUCGGUGUGUGCAUUUGCAACCAGUGGUAGUAUUCUCUUCUAUUGUUGGAUGGCAAAUAGAAAGUUUUAAUGGAGCAUUUGAUUUUUUUUUUUUUUCGUUCACAGAAGUUUGUUUUAAUAUGUGAAAGUUCAUUAAACUGUAAAAA
Oreochromis aureus is the source of this 1925-nucleotide messenger RNA. RefSeq names its product mitotic arrest deficient 2 like 2 (gene mad2l2). The coding region runs from base 301 to 933 and encodes 210 amino acids. Gene Ontology annotation, cellular component: zeta DNA polymerase complex. The transcript is spliced from 8 exons. The record is from RefSeq and is a predicted model, not a curated record. NCBI's taxonomy places the organism in Eukaryota, Metazoa, Chordata, Actinopteri, Cichliformes, Cichlidae.